Messenger RNA from Solanum pennellii, 807 nucleotides. RefSeq lists its product as uncharacterized. Bases 25 to 777 code for a protein of 250 amino acids. NCBI's taxonomy places the organism in Eukaryota, Viridiplantae, Streptophyta, Magnoliopsida, Solanales, Solanaceae. Gene Ontology annotation, molecular function: nucleic acid binding; zinc ion binding. The record is from RefSeq and is a predicted model, not a curated record. The transcript is spliced from 2 exons.
UGAAAGGAUGAUUUUGAAAAAUUGAUGGCUAAAUUGGAUAAAAUUGAUGGAAGAGUAAAAAAGUAUCUUCAAGAUGCUGGGUAUGAAAGAUGGGCUAGGUCUCAUGCAACAGUGAACCGUGGGAGAAUGAUGACUUCAAAUAUAGCUGAAUGUAUCAAUGGUUGCCUUGUUGAUGCACGACAAAUACCUAUUAUAGAUUUUUUGGAGGAAGUUAGAAUUCUAUUUGGUUCUUGGAAUUGCAAAAAUAGAGAAAUAGCUUCUUAUACAAAAGAAACAUUCAGCAGAAGAUUUGAAGAUAUAUUGGUUUUAAACGCAUCAAAAAGUGCAAAAAUGAAGGUUGUUGCAUCUUCUGAGUUUAUUUUUUCAGUGUAUGAAGGUGGGAUUAGAUACAUUGUUUGUCUUGAGAGGAAAACUUGUUCAUGUGGGAGAUUUCAGCAUGACGAGAUACCUUGUCCACAUGCAAUAGCCGUCUUGAAGAAGAAGAAUAUAACAGAUGUACACCCCUAUUGCUCUGAUUAUUAUAAACACGAUGCAUUAACAAAUACUUAUGCGAUUCCAAUAAAACUAAUGCCAGACAAAAGAGAAUGGAAAGCUCCAGACUCUGUUUUGGAAGAAGUUGUCUUGCCACCUAAAUACAAAAAGAUGCCUGGAAGAGCAAAAAAAAAGAGAAAGAAAAAUGCAGAUGAAAAGAUAACAACAAAAACGAAUUGUUGUGGACGUUGUGGUCAAGAAGGUCAUAAUAAAAGAACAUGUACCUUCUUUCCAAAAGAUUCUUGAUUUAUAUUUUUUUAGUUUAUUUGAUGUGUA